Salvia splendens (bonfire salvia) is the source of this 1647-nucleotide messenger RNA. RefSeq names its product squamosa promoter-binding-like protein 12. Lineage: Eukaryota; Viridiplantae; Streptophyta; Magnoliopsida; Lamiales; Lamiaceae. The record is from RefSeq and is a predicted model, not a curated record. Bases 215 to 1210 code for a protein of 331 amino acids. Gene Ontology annotation, cellular component: nucleus. The transcript is spliced from 5 exons. Gene Ontology annotation, molecular function: DNA binding.
UUCUGUCUCGUUGUAAAUAGAAAAAAUGGCGUCCACACCACAUGGUAGGGGGAUGAGAGAGAAAGCCAUAAUUGUUACACCUCCAUAGUUGUGGGACUCUCUAGCAACCUAUGUAGCCUGUUUUCCCAUAGGGGAGCACUUUCCCAUUCUGCCACCUACCUCCCAUAUUUAACCCCCCCUCUCCUCCCUCCAUCAUGUUGGAGCACCGCCUCUAAUGGACGACGGCCACCCUUCCACCACCACCUCCUCCUCCGCCUUCGAGUGGGAGAAUCUCGCCUUCUGCACCUCCACCAAGCCCCUCCACUUCUCCAUGUCCCUCCCCCACCUCUACCACUGCCACGUCCCUGAUCAGGACGUGACAGCAGGCCAGAUGCCCGACCCUGCGGCCGUCGGCCUCUGUCUCAGCGCGUUCCCCUCCCCCUUGCCGCCCGCGGCCCCUCCCACAAAGCGGUCGCGGGCGUCCUACCACAAUAUGCAGAACCCCUGCUGUCAGGUCGAGGGCUGCGCCCUCGACCUGAAGCUGGCCAAGGACUACCACCGCCGCCACAGGAUCUGCGAGACGCACUCCAAGAGCCCGAAGGUCGUCGUCGCCGGCAUGGAGCGCCGCUUCUGCCAGCAAUGCAGCAGGUUCCAUGACCUGUCGGAGUUCGACGAUAAGAAGAGGAGCUGCAGGCGGCGCUUGUCCGACCACAAUGCCAGACGGCGCAGGGUGCAGCCUGAGUCCGUCCAGCUCAGUGCCUCGUCAGGAGUUGUCUCUCCUGCACUGUACACCGACCACAGACAGGAGACUGUUCUAUUGAACGGACUUCCCGUCUGUCUGUCAAACUCGUCGUGGGAAAACCCCCCACGACAAUUGGAUCCGGAGAGGCUUUCCGUCAUCCACCACCACUCCACUCCUCGGAUUCUUGAUCAAUGUUUGCAUAACAACUCGUCGAUGGCUCCGGACCUGAUGAGUGCUCACUCUCUUCUGUCAUCCAAUUCAUGGAGCUUGAACGAAGGCGAAUCGCCGGUGGACGUGCAACAAUUGACCCUGUUCCAGACCAACGAGGAGGUCGGGCUCGAUCAGGGCUUGGCUGCCUGGCUCUUGCAUAUGCACAACGGUGGCUCAUCACAUCAGCAAGAACAUCAUCACCUCUUCAAACCACCUUACCCUUCUGACCAAAGUCUCCAACAGCAUGGUGAAGAGGCGUAUCCCCUUCCAUACCAAUAGUCUCCGACAUUCGCUCCACACUGUCAUUAGCAGAGCUUAAAGUAGUUGGCCAAUUUUCAGAUAGCCGGGUUCAUCAAUGUUACCAUCAAAAGCAUCUACGGCUUGGCGGAGGGCGUCGAGGUUGCCAGACUCGGCAGUUGAAGCGAGGGGACGAAGGUGAAUAGGUGUAUCGGAAUGAUCGAUGUCAUCGGCGUAGUCGACGCCUUCUUCCUUGAAGAGAGCGGCGGCGCCUUCGUCGUCAUCACAUCGUCCAUCAGCCACCGCCAUCUUUGGAAUGAUCCCUCUGCAACAACACUACAAUUUUCAACCUUUUUGAUCAAUCUAGUUCAGAAAACAAAGAUUGGAUGUGUUAAAUUAUCUACCACAUCGACUUGGUGAAGAUCCCUUCUAAUCUAUAUAAGUCGACUUGGUGAAGAUCCCUUCUAAUCUAUAUAAGU